CCUAAGGUUCAUUAUUAUGUUUACAAGCCGCCAUUGGUUCCUAUACUGAGCCCAAUAAUAGAAAAUGUCAUACAAUUUUUCGUCCGAAAAGGACAUUUGUUACGGAUGAACCACUGGCGAGAGAGGCAAAAAUGCAGUUCAUGGACUGAAUUAGGGAGUUCUGUUCAAUGAUAUUGGCGACUAUGAAUCGACGAACAUGGCGGCUACGAUCGAACGAAACACUAUGUACAUACAUACAUGAUGUGUGAUAUUGUAGUCGAAAGGUAACUGUUGGUGUUAUCUGUGGCUGAUAUAAUUCAUAUAUAUUAAAGUGUGCUUUGCUAUGUGGCGGAACCGUGGAGAGUAUGUUAUUCCUUGUCACGAGUUGUAUUAAAGCCAUGACUCAAUAUUCUGAAGCGUAUUGAGAGGAGUUCUACACUGCUGUUAUAAUUAAAUGGUCUUGGCACAGUGAAAACAUGACUGAUAAUCAACUUGAGCCAUGCAUUAAGCUGCCAUUGGAAGAUGGAGUCUUGGCAGAUAUUGUUGAGAAAGCUAAGGACUGGGCACUCAUGCAUGGUGCUUGUAUGAGAUCAAAGCUGAACUUCAGUAAGGACUCCCUGCAGUUUGCUCCAUUUGUUCUGCUGCCAUCAACCUUCCCUCAGAAGGAGUUCAAGAAGGCCGUGGAAAUCCAGAUUAUCCUCAAUGAGCUAGUUCAUAAAGUUGCACAUGAUUAUGAGUUUCUGUCCUCAAGUUUGAAAAGCACAAUAGAAGUUGACAAGUUUACAGGAAGUUUGUUCCAGAUAUAUGAAACAGUGCAUAAAGAAGGAAUAACUCAGCAGACAUUUAGCCUUGGGCUGUUCCGGUCAGACUACCUGGCCCACAGUGCUACCAAUAAUAACAUCAAACAAGUUGAAAUAAACACCAUUGCAUCUGGCUUUGGUGGAAUAUCUACACACAUUCCAAGUCUGCAUAGAUACAUACUUCAGGAACUGGGACAUGGUGAUAAGGUAAAAAAUGUUCCGGUUAACACGGCUUUGGAAGGUUUAUGUGGAGGUAUGCUUGAAGCAUGGAAGCUGUUUGGUGAUCCUAAUGCAGUGAUUUUGUUUGUAGUGGAGAAUAUAACAUACAAUAUUUGUGACCAGCGGUUCCAUGAAUUUGAGAUCAGACGGCAGAAUCCUGCAGUAAUCGUUGUCAGGCGAACCCUUACACAAAUUGCAGACACAGCCAAGCUGGGGAAGAACAUGGAGCUUAUCAUUGAUGGUCUGUCUGUGGCAGUGGUUUACUUUCGUUCUGGCUACGAACCUGCGCAGUAUCCUAGUGACAAUGAAUGGGCAGCUCGUCUGAUGAUAGAACGCUCAUUGGCCAUCAAAUGCCCUUCUAUUCAUUAUCACUUGGCAGGCACCAAAAAAGUACAGCAAGCCCUUGCCACACCAGGUAUUUUGAAAAAGUUCCUUCUUGACCCUGCCAAAGUCGAAGCACUACAGGAGAUAUUUACUGGUCUUUACUCACUUGAUCUGGAUGAGCAUGGGAAUCGUGCAGCUAACAUGGCAAUAAUGAUGCCUGAUGGUUAUGUACUAAAACCACAGAGAGAAGGCGGUGGAAAUAAUGUGUAUGGAGAAAAGAUUCGUGAAGUACUGCAGUCUAUGACUGAUUCUCCUGAACGAACGGCUUGGAUACUUAUGGAACGCAUCGUACCUCCAGUACAGAAGGGGUACAUAAUUCGUCCUGGUGGACCUAAGGUCCCUCAGAUGGUCAACUUGGUGUCAGAAUUGGGCAUAUUUGGAGUCAUCAUAGGGAAUUCAGAUACCGUGAUUGCAAAUCAGCAAGUGGGCUAUAUGUUGCGCACGAAACUGAGUGAUGCUGAUGAAGGUGGUGUCGCUGCUGGAUCAGGGGCCCUCGAUAGCCCCUAUCUGAUACAGUGAGACCAUAAAACUAGGAAUUCAGGUAUCCCAUAUGUUGAUGGUUCUGUCUGCGGAAUAGUGCACAGAUUUAACAGAAGUAUUUCCGUGUACUGUGGCAUAAGUCUAAUCUGGUCACUGAUGUAUGUAUGUCCUGUUUCACUACAGAAAUGUACAUUAUUUUUGUAUAAUUUAAUGUAAUACUGAUUGUAACACCGUUGUAGAUUUAACAUACGUGUACAUUGUCUCUUGUUUGUGAGACGCGGUCUAGAGUGUUCUUGUACGUUGUGUAUAUAAUUUACACUUUUGUACAUUCCACUGUUGUGAGAUUCUCUGUAUUUUAAAACAUGUGUAAUGUAAUACUUUUGAAAUGAAGGAAAGUGUAUUAUGCAUAUA
Messenger RNA from Zootermopsis nevadensis, 2273 nucleotides. RefSeq names its product glutathione synthetase. Gene Ontology annotation, cellular component: cytosol. Gene Ontology annotation, biological process: glutathione biosynthetic process. Gene Ontology annotation, molecular function: glutathione binding; ATP binding; glutathione synthase activity. The record is from RefSeq and is a predicted model, not a curated record. NCBI's taxonomy places the organism in Eukaryota, Metazoa, Arthropoda, Insecta, Blattodea, Termopsidae.